This is a messenger RNA of Bicyclus anynana (squinting bush brown), 2742 nucleotides long. It is a transcript of the gene Son, whose product is annotated as protein Son. The transcript has 14 exons. The record is from RefSeq and is a predicted model, not a curated record. The coding region runs from base 127 to 2667 and encodes 846 amino acids. Gene Ontology annotation, molecular function: RNA binding. NCBI's taxonomy places the organism in Eukaryota, Metazoa, Arthropoda, Insecta, Lepidoptera, Nymphalidae. Gene Ontology annotation, biological process: regulation of cell cycle; regulation of mRNA splicing, via spliceosome.
AAUUGUCAAACUGUUUCAAAAUGGUGUAUUGUGAACUGUGUUUUGCUUGAUUUAUAAAAAUUAAAUGAAAUUUCUCAGUUAUACUGUGUUUGUUUAGUAAAACGCGAAUAAGUAAACUUCAAAACGAUGACUACCUUAAUAGAUAAAAUAGAGAUGCUAAUCAAAAGGGAAAAGACAACACCGGAGCGGAAAAAAGAGGAAACCACAAAGUCCUCAAGUGAGAUACUAUCAGAACUUUUCAGCGCUUUCAACGCUGACCCACCGAAGAUCGAGGAUAUAUCUUACAAGAAAUCCAAAAAAAGCAAGAAGAAACACAAGAAAGAAAAGAAGAAACGCAGUCGCAGCUCUAGUUCCAGCAGUGACUCUGAGAGUAGUGAGUAUUCUCAUAAACGCAAGAAAAGGAAAAAGAGCAAAUCGAAAAAGCGCAAAGAAGUCCGCUCACCGUCUCCGCGCCGGUCGCUCACACCUUUAUUAGUCAAAGUUGAACCAGAAAAAAAGAUUAAAAAAGAAAACAUUAAAAUAGAACACCAUACACCAGAAAAACAAGAUGUGCAAAUAAAAAGAGAGAAAGAAAAUAAAGAAAGUAAGUGUUCUGUUAAGACUGAAGAUAUAUCCACUCCUAAGAGAGACUUAAGUGACUCGGUUAGUAAUAUUGAUGCAAGCUCAAUACCUAUGCCAGAAUCUCCAAAAGCAAAUAAACUAGAUUGUAACGAUUUGCGUCUCAAGCUUGAUAAAAAGUUAGACGCCACAGCUGAGAGUGAUAAAGCGAAGAGUAAAAUACAAAUAAAGAACUUGAAGUUUAGUGCAGUGUUCGAGGAGACAGUGAAAAAAGCUGAAGAAGAAGCCAGAAAGAAGGCUGAAAAGGAGGAAGAAGGGGAACUAACUGACUCAUCCAGCAGCAGUGUAAAGGAGGAUGUAUCAAACUUGCAUUUCCCAAAAUCUGCAGAUCCAGGAGGAAUACUGAAGAAACAAGCUGCUGAAGAAACUAGAGUGGUUGAAGAAAAAACUUCAUCUAGCAAACAUAAAUCUUCAGAAAGCACCCACAAAUCUUCACGUAGAGAUAGAAGUAGAUCUAGAAAGAGAUCACGCAGUAAGUCACGUCGUUCAAGAUCAGGUUCAGCUUCAAAGAAAAGCAGGCACUCCAAAUCAAGCAAAUCUAGGCACAGAAGUCGUUCAAAAUCUAGGAGCUCAAGAUCUAGACGCAGGACUCCUUCUAGAGUGCGACAUAGAUCUCCUCCUAAGUUGGCACAUAGAAGUAGAGUGUCUCCAAGGCAUAGAGGACGAAGAUCUAGAUCUCCAACUGGUGUGAAACUUGCUGACAGUGAAAAGAAGCGUCUGCUAGAAGUAGCGCGGCGCAAUGCCAUCAACAUGCUCAAAAACGGCGCAGUCCCCGCCGGAGCGGCUGCCUUGCCUCCGCACACUAGGAACCAGGUCAUGGCUGCCAUACAGUCUGGAGGUAAAUCAGUGGACGAACUGACAGACUUCUGUAAGCAUCUGUCAAAGAAGGAGGCCCUCGGAGAGCUGUCAUCAGUUUCCUCCAAUGAUGAGGACAUGAGUGAGAAUGAGGACACCAUCGCCUUCCACCAUCCCUUCCUCGUUAAAGAGAAGGCGCCUAUUGUUAUGAAUAUACGGGGUGGAGCCCCAUUACCAAUAAAGUCGACUACGCUGCCCAUUGCCAACAAGGAAGAGCUCCGGCUACAGUUCCCCGUGUCCUCGGGCUCGCAACACAGAGAGAAGGCAUCGGAAUGGGUGCCUGUCUCACCUAAAAAGGAUAACAUGCAAGUCGCUAAGAUUAAUACAAAAUCGUCAGAUAAACCAAGUUCGUCUACAGAGAAAACAAGUCCGGAGCCUCUGGCCUUACCGCCACCGCCGACGACUGCACCAGCUUAUAUGAAGAGUUUCACUACAGGGAGUCAAUUAGCGUCAGUUCCUGCAUUGCCCGCACCGGGACCGCAGGCAUAUCCUCCGGGUAUUGACAAUCAAAAACUGCAAGACGUGGCGGCGCUGGUGACACAAAAGCUGUCGCUCAUUCGUAAGGAACAGGAACAAAUCGAAAUGUCCAGUAUGACAGGUUUCGGUUGGUCGGCCAAGUUGUCGAACCUGGGACAAUUCACGGGCUCCACGGGCGCGAACAUCCUUACUCCGCGCGAGCUGGCCAGCGGCACGCAAGCGUGGGCCAAGAAGGAUCAGUUGGUACGCGCAGCGCCGGUUGAGGGCGGUAUGGGAAUGCAUCUGCUCCAGAAAAUGGGCUGGACUCCGGGCCAGGGUUUGGGCAAAGAAGGAACUGGAACCCUUCAGCCUUUGCUGUUAGAGGUCAAGUUGGAUACUAGAGGUCUGACAUCGAAAGAAGAGGUCAGUACGAGGCAUGGAAGAUCUGCAAAACCACAGCGAGGUAUAAGGCGAGGAGGGGGAGGUGGCUCUGCGCCCCUGGUGGCGGGGGGUAAACACCCCGUGUCUUUGUUGGGGGAGUAUUGUUCCAAACAGAAGCUGGGACCUCCGGAGUACAGUCUGUGCUUCGAGUGCGGUCCUGACCAUAAGAAGAACUUCCUGUUUAAGGUGAAAGUUGCCGGUGUAGAAUACCAGCCGGCCGUCGCGAGCGCGAACAAGAAGCAAGCAAAGGCAGACUCGGCUCAACUCGCUCUGCAGAAACUGGGCAUUGUGAUUUAGUUUACUACUAGUUUUAUUUAGAUGUACACUUAUGUAUAAUGUUUGUAAUGUAAUAAAUAUUAUAUAAAUUGAAAA